AAAUAUAUAUAUAUAUAUAAUAAAAUUUCCUCCUUGACCUAAAAGUGGUCAGAUGCGGAAGGGUGUCACACGCUUAUAUUAUUAUCUGCAAAGCUUAUGCGCAUUACUAUAUGUAUGUAUGUAGUAUGCCAAGUUGAAAAUAUUGCAUAAAUGAUAAGUGCCAAGUGGCUGAGAGUGAAAUUUCGUGAUAUGUAGGUGCAAAGGUUCAACAUAAACGCGUUGGCCCCCUGCAAAAAGUGUAGCUUUCAAUUUUCAAAUUUAACCAGACACAUGCUGCGACUAACGGUCCCUUGCAUUACGUCCAAACACAAUCACACAAUUAAACCGUACAACGUGAUUCGACGGCAGAUUCAGAAAAUAUCCAAUGUUUAGUCUGAUUUAUCCGGUCGAAGUGUACAGCAAACAAUAAGGCGACAGCGAUCGUAACGGGCGAGCGUAUAGCGCUAACACUCGAGCCGAACCGAAACGUAACCGAGCCCAAAUUGAAAUAAAUUAUAUACAAAAUAUUGCUACAGAGGUUUUGAAAACAAAAAAACACAACUUUUUUUAUAAUUUAAGUAAUAUUUCAAAAACUGUUUUCGCUCUGCAAUCCGCUAAUUGCUAUAAAAAUCAUGAAUGUAAAAGUAUUGUUGAUUUGCUUUGGGGUGCUAAUAUUAAGCUGUCAAGUGUGCGACGGUCGACGUGGACGUGGUCGAGGACGCACCAAAUCGCGAGUACAAAUCGGUUUACCCAUAACAGGCAAAUAUCGUGAUCCAGAGUCGGAUCAGUAUUACAACAACAAUAAUGGCGCUAAAAUUCUGCAAGCCUCGCAUUUCGAUUAUGAAUACGUUUUGGGUCAUAAAAUUGCUUUUCUUUGUGUGGCUAAAGGUAAUCCACGUCCACACAUAACCUGGUACAAAGAUGGCACAGAGAUUUUUCAACAUCUCUACAUGCAUGUACAUGAGUGGCGCAUUGGAGAUGACAGAGUAAAAUCGAAAAUCGAAAUUGAUCCCGCCACACAAAUGGACGCCGGUCUUUAUGAAUGUACUGCUGAUAAUAUGUACUCAAUCGAUCGGCGUAGUUUCAAAACAGAUUUCUCUAUUGCUUUCGAUUAAUUUAAUAGUGUUUGCAUUUUUAUAAUACUAUCAUAACUUUUUCAUACUAAAAAUAGCUGUACUGAAUUGUUAUAGGCCGUUAAUACAAUUUUACAAAUAAAAUUUAGUGUUAAAAUUAUA
Messenger RNA from Bactrocera oleae (olive fruit fly), 1214 nucleotides. RefSeq names its product noktochor (gene nkt). Gene Ontology annotation, biological process: cell-cell adhesion. The record is from RefSeq and is a predicted model, not a curated record. Gene Ontology annotation, cellular component: cell-cell junction; plasma membrane. Lineage: Eukaryota; Metazoa; Arthropoda; Insecta; Diptera; Tephritidae. Gene Ontology annotation, molecular function: cell adhesion molecule binding.